Messenger RNA from Chanos chanos (milkfish), 725 nucleotides. RefSeq names its product RNA polymerase II subunit D (gene polr2d). The transcript has a single exon. Gene Ontology annotation, molecular function: nucleotide binding. Gene Ontology annotation, cellular component: RNA polymerase complex. The record is from RefSeq and is a predicted model, not a curated record. Bases 77 to 511 code for a protein of 144 amino acids. Lineage: Eukaryota; Metazoa; Chordata; Actinopteri; Gonorynchiformes; Chanidae. Gene Ontology annotation, biological process: DNA-templated transcription initiation.
UUCAGUCGUUGUUUUGGGUCCCCACUCAAAAAUUCGUCUUGUUUAACAAGUUUGGGGUUGUACAGCUUUGCCGGACAUGGCUUCUGGUGGUGGCGCUGGAGCAGCACACGUCGGUGAUAUCGAAGAAGACGCGUCUCAGCUUCUCUUCCCGAAAGAAUUCGAAAAUGCGGAGACGCUCCUGAAUUCUGAAGUACACAUGCUUCUGGAGCAUCGCAAACAGCAGAAUGAGAGUGCCGAAGACGAACAGGAGCUUUCCGAAGUCUUCAUGAAAACGCUCAACUACACCGCUCGUUUCAGCCGCUUCAAAAACCGAGAGACAAUUGCCAGUGUACGCAGCUUGCUCUUGCAAAAGAAACUUCAUAAAUUCGAGCUGGCGAGUUUGGCUAAUUUGUGUCCUGAGGCUGCGGAGGAGGCUAAGGCCCUUAUUCCGAGUCUGGAAGGCCGAUUUGAGGAUGAAGAGCUGCAGCAGAUCCUGGAUGACAUUCAGACCAAGAGGAGCUUCCAGUACUGAUACAAGUUCCUAUCAGGAUUGUGCUGCCUCUCAUCAGCGGAUACAACUGGACUUGAUUUUGUAAAAUGGACAUGUUUGGGACACAUUAUGAACGCCCAAUAGUUCGUUCCGAUUGUGGAACUAUGAGAAAAUAACGUGCUCAAACACAAAGUAUGUUUCAGUUCUUUUUUUUUUUUUGUCUUUUUUAAAUCUGUAAUGUCUUUGUUAACACAGU